Messenger RNA from Papilio polytes (common Mormon), 1401 nucleotides. RefSeq lists its product as uncharacterized. The record is from RefSeq and is a predicted model, not a curated record. The transcript is spliced from 7 exons. The coding region runs from base 826 to 1395 and encodes 189 amino acids. NCBI's taxonomy places the organism in Eukaryota, Metazoa, Arthropoda, Insecta, Lepidoptera, Papilionidae.
GUGCAUUCACUGAAGAGUCAGUGAUAUCGUCUGAUUUUCCAACGAUAACCGGUCCUGAUUCUAUAGUUACAGCGUCCGAAGAUUAUGUAACUACAGAAACAAAUUCACCUUCAAAUCCAGAAACUUCUACAGGUAUAAAAACAAAUAUUUAGACUUUUGUUUACUAAACGUAUCGUUUUGUAUUCGUUAUAAGUUUUAAAAGCUUACUAAAUGUUGCCAGACAUGUUUUUAUAAUUUCUUUGUUUGUUAUUUAAUUAAGUAUUGAUAAUAUUUGCUAGAGCAGGCGCAUACCUUGACUAAACUAUCGCAUAACUGUUGUAUGAUUGUCGAUUGUUUUGCAGCCCAUCCAACUGUUUAGUUGCACAACUAAUUAUCGAGUAGUGUGUGCACUUCGAGCUCACAGAAAUCAAAGCUAGACUAAACAGUUGUGCGAUAGUUUAGUUUCAGGUGUACGCUGUAAUGAUUCAAUUUGGAUAAUCUUUGUUGUCAAUAGAUAGUAGUUGCUCUUUACAAUGAAUUAAUUGAAGUAUAUUUUAUACUGCGCUAGCAAAAUGUUUCUUUUCAGAUAUAUUUUCAUUCCUGCUAAGUAUGUUAUAAGCUCAACAUCGCUCCAGCUAACUUGACUUAAGCUAGAUUUGAGUUAUGGCAAAAUUCAAAAUGAAAAUUAUUAAUGGAUAAUAAGUUAAUAUAUGGAAUAAUUAAACUAAUAAUACUAACAUUUGUGGAUUUGAAAUGUAAGAAUAUAAAAAUAUUUACGAAGAAAUGUAUGGAGAUAUUGGUAUAAGAAACUCAAGGCCAAGUUAAGUGUUCCCGUAACCAUCGUGUAUGGAAGGUUGUAUGGCCGAAGAUGAUAGGUUGUGUGACAGAAAUAUGAAUAAUCUGAACUAUCAGUCUGUUUUCAAUAGAUCGGAUUUAGUUACAGACGAUGAAGAAACUUCGAUAACGAAUGAAUUUAUGACAACACUUUCCAAUCAAAACUCUUCCACAGUGACAGGCGUUGAGGUAACAUCAGAAGGAAUAGAAUGGCAGAAUGUUAACACAGAGUUAUAUACAGUUUCAGGAUUCAUAACGGUAAAAACAACUGAAGUUUCUACGUCACCAGAUAUAGAAACUAAUUCAGAUAAUGACGUUGAGUCCAAUGUGACUGAAAUAUCCCGGACUAUUAAAAAUGAAAAUAUCACAACAGGUGUAGAAACCAAACGAGUAAACACUUUAGUAUCGACAGAGCCGUAUUCAGUUACAAUAACAAAACGUGAAGCAGAAUCUUUAGAUGUGGAUACUACCCUUACUGUCCGGAAGUCAUUAGAUAUGUCGACGGUGAACACUAAAAGAUAUACAAUGCCCAGUACUGAAGCGUAUACAGGUACUAAAACGUUUUUAAUUCUGUUAUUGUAGUGAUGU